This is a messenger RNA of Maudiozyma barnettii, 789 nucleotides long. RefSeq names its product Ber1p (gene BER1). Gene Ontology annotation, cellular component: nucleus; cytoplasm. The record is from RefSeq and is a predicted model, not a curated record. Bases 1 to 789 code for a protein of 262 amino acids. Gene Ontology annotation, biological process: microtubule-based process. Lineage: Eukaryota; Fungi; Ascomycota; Saccharomycetes; Saccharomycetales; Saccharomycetaceae. The transcript has a single exon.
AUGAGUAAACAACAAAAAGCAGCUAAAAAAAUACGACCUCUUGAUGAGGUUUUACAAUCCUAUAGAGUAAUCAUACAUGAAUCAGAAAUGUUUUCAAAUUUAAAGGAAAUAUUAUCUCAACACAAGGAUAAAAUAUGCAACAUACGAUGCCUAGCGAUUGGGUCGUUUACCCAGGAGUUUCCUGCUAAGUAUCAACUAGCUUUGCUACUAGAACUCAUCGACUAUUUACUGAAUGAUAAAAUUAGUCCUAAGGUAUCCAUUUACGAUCCGGUAUUCAAUGAUUCUGAUUUAGGAUAUUUAGACAAAUGUCAUCCUGAAUGGGAAGUAAAAGAGGAGGUUGAUAAAGAGACCUUUAACCCAAAUUCAACGUUAUUCUUCCUACCACACGCACCAUUAGGUUUAACCGAACAAAUUCUGAAUGAAGAAAAACCUAAAUUAUUUCUGGCCAAUAACAUUAUCCAGCAUACAGAUAGAUAUACGAAAGGUGAAUUAAAUGAAAAAUAUCCAUUAUUAAGUAAGCUUGUAUACUUGGUAGAAUCUAAAUCUGAAAUAUCACAGAAACAAGAAAUAAUCAAUUCCUCAUCAAUCGAUGGCUUCACAGCAUUUGUACCGAAAAGAAAAAGGAAACAAAAAUCGAAAUAUAAAUUUGUGGAAAAAAUCAUUGAUUAUGAUAGUAUUGAAUCAGUAUUCACCCAAUGUACGAUUACGUCUACGUUCGAUGAAGGAAAACUAUUAAGGGAUCAGCCCUGGGUCAAUUCGUUUUCCGAUUUGGCAAUGCAUAUUAUAUAA